Messenger RNA from Photinus pyralis (common eastern firefly), 2438 nucleotides. RefSeq lists its product as uncharacterized. The record is from RefSeq and is a predicted model, not a curated record. The coding region runs from base 192 to 929 and encodes 245 amino acids. Lineage: Eukaryota; Metazoa; Arthropoda; Insecta; Coleoptera; Lampyridae. The transcript is spliced from 5 exons.
AUUGUGCGCACGCUAGCACUUACAGUAACGUUAAUAGUUUUAAAUUAGCAUGGUCCUCUCACAAUUUAAACUAGUUUCGCACAGUCUGGAAAAAUCACAUAUUUUGACGUCAAUCAAUGCAGCAAUUAUCCUUGGUUUGCAAACAUAUGUGCAUAUAAAGAUGAACCGUUCCCUUUGCGCCCACAGUAAACAUGUUCACAAUCCCAAACUACACGUGCCUUUUUGCGACGAUCUUCCAAUUGAGCUUCGCUGCGGUUCCGUUCCAAGUGUGCAAACGAACCGACCCGAAAUUGGCGGAGUGCCUGAAACCCGCCAUCGAGAACGCGCUGAUCUUACUCGAAAAUGGGUUUCCCGAGUACGGAAUUCCCUCGAUCCAGCCAAUAUCGGUUGAAUCGUGGAUGGAUCCGGCGAGACCUCCUCUGGUCUACGAUCAGAAGUUUCGCAACUCCAAGUUUUACAAUUACCCGCUGACCAAAAUAGAGGAUCUGAGCAUCAACAUUGACGACCCCAAAAUUUUCAUCGGAUUUACGGCGCACAACCACAACUUGUCCUAUGAAACCGAAUUUGAGUUCGACGGCGCAAUCAUCGACGGCGAGGACUUGAGCUGUUCGGGAGACCUAACUUGUAUUUACACCGAAAUGGAGUUUCAACUUAACUUCACCGGAAUAGAGGUGACCAUCGGUGUGGACAAGAAGAUCAACAUAACAAACGUAGACAUGAACGUAAUAAGCAUGGAGAGGUUCUACAUCGAAUUCCGCGGUAAGGACACCGAGCGCGUGACGAAGCUGAGCAAGUUCUACCAUGACAACGCUCAGUACCUCGUCGCCAAAGAAAAGGAUGUCUACGAACAGGCCUACGCUAACAUCUUCAAAGUCGUCGCCAACGACGUGCUAUCCAAGUUUUCCUUCGAUUCCCUCUUUCCCAAGUAACAUUCUCCAAAUGGUCAGCACAAACUUUCAGAUACCGUCGUAACAUCAUUGCAAAAUCAAUAAAUACACUUAUUUAAGAGCGGGGGGUGCUUUUCCUGUUGCAUGUACAAUGUCAUUCGUGUACGACCCUGGUUGUUUGAUGUCGGGAGUCGGGACUGUUUCUUUACGUGGUAUUUGUUAGGUAAAGAAUAAUACUUCGUUUAAGACUUGUUUAAUUUGCUUCUACGAAACGCUUACAUUGUGCAUCUAACCAAUGGUUCUCGACAUUGUUGCCAACUUAACUCUAACUAACUUAAACCUAUACAAGGUACUCCAACAUCCCCUUUGUUACAGAUCUAGUUUCACAGGCGCUUUAACAAUUCUUCCGCUUUUAGUAACUACAUCCCCUGGAGCUAACUCUGACUUAUUUUCUAUUACAUUAUUAUUUUCGUUCUUAAUAUCUAUAUAUACUUUAGUAGGCUCUGGUCUUAUAUCAUUCCUAACUACAUCCUGCUCACUUCCCUCUUUUCUCAUAGUAAAUGAUGGACAAUUGCGUUUGUAAUUAAUUUUAAUGAAUUUUCUGUUCCGUAUCAACAUAGCGCCAUUCUCCAUCUUUACUUUGUAUGUAUACUAACUACCCUGCCUGGUGUCCAUACAGUGUUUGGUUUUAUUUGUACCAUUACAUGCAUUCCUAUGUCUAAUUCUGGUAAUUUCUUAGCUCUUUUGUCAUAGUAGUGCUGACUAGUAACUUGCCUCUCAUUUAAAAAUUUAUUAUACUGAUUUUGUUUAAUUACUUUCGGUAAAAGAUUUUGAUUUGUGAUAGGUAAGCUGAUUGAUCUUAAUUUUCUAGACAUUAAUAUUUCCGCUGGUGAAUAAUCAUUGUCAAUUUUUUGAUUUCGGUAUGUCAACAAUGCCAUUUGUAAAUCUUUAUUAUCUUCAAUGAUCUUUUUAAACAUUUUUUUAGCAGUUUGUACAUUCCUUUCGGCCAUUCCAUUGGAUUGUGCAUUUGUAGGUGACGUUAAGAUAUGAUUAAAUUCCCAAUUCUUUGCAAAAACUUUAAAUUCAUAUGAUGAAAAUUGUGGACCCCCAUCAGUUACCAAUGUUAAUGGAAUCCCAUGUCGAGCAAACAUAGUUUUCAAUAACUCAAUUAUUUUGUUACUAGUUGUGUUUAUACCUAAUUUCUCUAUUUCCAAAUAUUUUGAAUAAUAAUAAUCUAUUACUAAUAAAUACUUUUGCCCUCUAAUUUCAAAUAAAUCACACCCUACCUUAUUCCAUGGUAUUCUGGGAAUUUCGUGACUCUGCAAUGGUUCUUUUAUUUGUGAGUUGGAAUAUUUCAUACAAAUUUCACAGUUUAUUAUCGUUUGCUUUAUGUCAUUAUUCAUGUUAGGCCAAAAUAUUGACUCUGAAGCUAUCCUUAUGCAUUUUUGAAUACCUGAGUGAUUGUAAUGGACUCUUUCAAGCAUUUCUUUUCGCAUUAAACGUGGUAUUACUAAAGCUGUAUUUCUAAAAAUUAAAUCAUUUAUAACUGUU